AUGAGGGAUCAGAGGCGGGUGGUGUCCUGGAGUUUUUAUGAUGCGAGUGGGGAGGCCAAGGCUGCACUAACCAAGGAAAAAAGGCUGGUCAUCCUCAGCGACUGUUGCAGCCUAAGUAAAGUGACCCUAUUUGAGGCAUUCGCCGGAAGGGUCAGCCAAGGCGGGGCAUAUAUAAUGCGUGGGUACUCCCUGCACGGCGAGGGCCCACCCUUCGCUAUAAACGUCACGAAGGAAACACAGUUCUUCAGAUCUGCCCCGGUGGAGGUGAGCGGGGAGCUGCGUGCCAGCGCAGAAAAACUUCUGUGCCCCUCAUCAACACCAACUGCCACAAAAGACGUGAAGAGUCAGGAGGGGUUCCUGACCUUACAGGGAGAGGUGGUGGAGAUCUCUGCAGUGAAAAAAAUUAAAGUUGGAAAGGACAUGGUGCCCAUGAAGACAGUGGUGCUGGAGCAGGACAAAGCACAGGUGUCCAUCAGCCUGUGGAGGGAGGCAGCCCUGUUCUCCUUUGCAAUAGGGGACGAGGCCAGGCUGACCCACCUGAAGGGACACCAGUCCUCUUAUGGGUACCGUGUCCACUCAACAAAUUUUACAGUUUGUGAGGAGACCGACAGCGUGCUGGUUGUCAGUGCCCUGGGGACCAUCGAGGUGGAGGGUAAAGAGGGGGUGCUGAAAUUACUGGUUGAGGGGGAACAGGUCUACGACAUUGAGGAGGAGCUUUGGACCCCUCUUCAGGGGAAAAUGGUCAAGCUGCCAUUUUAUGUAAAAAUAACAGUGAAGGGGAAAAGGGUCACUAAGGCUGAGUUGGUGAAGGGGGAGGUUUAA
Perca flavescens (yellow perch) is the source of this 822-nucleotide messenger RNA. RefSeq lists its product as uncharacterized. Bases 1 to 822 code for a protein of 273 amino acids. The record is from RefSeq and is a predicted model, not a curated record. The transcript has 4 exons. NCBI's taxonomy places the organism in Eukaryota, Metazoa, Chordata, Actinopteri, Perciformes, Percidae.